Dimorphilus gyrociliatus is the source of this 4830-nucleotide messenger RNA. Lineage: Eukaryota; Metazoa; Annelida; Polychaeta; Dinophilidae. The record is from the annotation of a GenBank genome assembly.
ACUUUAUUUUGGACCAAUGACUGACCACGACGCCUUUUGGUGCUGUACGCGAUUAUUAACGCGGGAAAUGUAUUAAUCACCUAAUGUGUUUCUCAAAUCAGUUGUUUUUAACAUAUAAAUUUGAUUAUGGAUCAUUUGAACAAACUUCUUAGUGCUUUAGACGAUGAGGAAAAGAAUAAACUCGAUUCUCUCAAAGAACUUGAAACAUUUUUAUCUAGUCAAAAAACUGACGACCUUUUUGGCAACGUCUCUGCUUUGACUCAAGUAAUACUACCGUAUACUACGUCAAAAAAUAGUUUUGAAAGGGUUCAAGCUUAUAAGAUAUUCGAAAAAUGUACUCUACAUUGGAAGAAUGAUCUAGAGAAAUCAUCCAAAGAGUUUUUCCGAUUACUUAUACAACAUAAUUGUAAUUAUGAGAAAUUUAAUUCUGAAGAUUUACGCAAAACAUUCUGUUCCGAUGAUUUAACCUUCGUGAAAAAUGUUAUAUGUUUUUUGGGGAGGAGAGCUAUCAGUGAUAAUGAAAUGGGUGUUAUAAAUAACCUUCUAAAAGUCGUAACUUUCGGGCUAAAAGGUUCUGUAAAUAAUUGUUUGAAAGCCUACGAUUGCGUUGACGCCCUAUUCGAGGUAGUUUGUUCUGAUAGAGAACGUUUGCAUAGAACAAGAUUUAAAAAACUAGCCAAAGCUGCAUAUGGUAAAACUCAUCAUACAGAAAGCUUAAUAUCAAGAAAGAUCUAUUCCUGGUGGAAAUUUAUAAUUGCGCAAGAAUAUUCUGACGAUAGCACUUCUGAUAUGAUCGACGCUUACUACGAGCAUUGCAAAGAGAUUAUUAGCUCCAAUUAUGCCGAAAACACUUCUUUAGAAUUAACAGAAACGCUCUUUAAUAAUACUGCCGUUAUAUUUUGCUUACUAUUUGUUAAGGAACCCAAUGAAUUUAAAACAUACAUACCGAAUUCUUUUACAAAAGGUUUACCUAAUAUUCAACUUUUAUAUUCACGAAUUACACUUACCAAACUACUGGAUUGUAUUAAAGCCGUAUUUAAUAUAUUCAAAACUUCACCAAACUUGUUUUCGGAAAAUGCCAAGAUAUUUCUCUUAGAAACAUGUUUAUCUUAUAUGAGAGGAAAAGUAGUACCUAAUGUUGAUUGUAUGAAAAGUCUAUUUGACGGCAUAAAAUGUUUAUUAGAAGAUAAGAUACUAAGCAGGAAUGCUAUACCAAAAUUUCUAAAGUCUAUCUCUGAAUUGGACAAGACGUUUCUUUGUCAAAGUCAUAUUCAUUUCGAUAAGGAUAAAAAGGAGUCGUCCGUAUUUUAUUGUCUAAAAUGGAUAAUAGAAUUAUUAGAAGAGAAGACAAUGGAUAAGAAUCUUAAUUGUGAAUUGGCACAAUUAUUUAAAUCAUACUUAUCAAUUUUACCAGAAGGAGAAUAUAUAUCGUUAAAUAAUUUUAACGAACUCGUUAAAACUAUAGAAAGAAUUGAGAAAAGAGAAGAAAAUACGAUCUGGUUGAUGGAAAUAUGGGAGAUGAUUGUUUACGAAUUAAACGAAUGUAUAAUGCUGACCCAAGAGGUCAAUCAGGGUAACGUUGUUAAGCACGAUUUCUCUUGUUUAAUUGAUACUUUGAUGAUACCAUUUGAAUUUCAUCUUUCAUUCUCUUUGGAAAAGUGGCGUAAUCUAUUCAAAACGUUUAAUAGACUAGCGUCAAUGGUUGAGAAUGUAUCUUCAAAUCAAUCGAUCUACGAAUUAACCGAUAAUUUAUGCAAAUUAGAAUUAAAACCGAAAGAUUAUGAACAAUUUUUAAAAGUUUUUACAAUCCUACUCGAAACAAUCGACUAUUGCGAAGAUUCAACAACUGCAUCACUCUUUGGAAGUCCUCGUCCUUCAACUGCAAUUAAUCAUUCGAUAUUAUCUAUUAUUUCGAAACUUUUUUUAUAUAUUGAAAAGAAUUUAUAUUAUAAAUGGAAAGAAGAUAAACUAUUUAAACUAUUAGCCGAAUGUUUCAUGGUUUUCUUCAAAGCAAUGCCUAAAGCGUCUAUAUUUCAGAAUGCCUUUCAAAUAUUCCAAAAAUAUUUUAUUGCAUGUUAUGAAAAUUGUUCGGAGAAGAAUUUACAAGAACUACAUCAAGCGUUUAUAAGUUAUUUAAAAGACUAUAAAGCUCCCUACGACUCGGAAUUGUUAUCGGAUUUAAGUGAAUUAUUUGUUAAAGCAUUUGAUAAAUCAUAUUUAGUAAAAUCAACAACAACACUAUGGAAUGAAACGUUUUCUAAAUCGAAUCAUUUAGUUUAUCCCAACACUCUCAAGGAAUAUUUUAAAAAUGCUUCUUUAAAAUUGAUUUUACCUAAUUGGCAUCAACAGACUGUUGUAAUGGAAGAAUUAGGAUCAAGGGAAAUACAUUUAGAAUCUCAAGUUGAUCUUCCAAGUAUUCCUGGUAUUCUUUCACCAAAGAAAAAAACUCCUACUCUAUCACUUGAAAAAUCAUCAAUUAAUCUAAUGUCAUCUCCAAAAAUCUCUCAAAAGAGUACAAAAGUCUCAAAUCCUAAUCCUACGUCGCUAAAUGAUAUGAAUUCCAAUAGUUUCAUAAAAAUCGAUUCACCACCUAAAGGUAAGAGGAUUUUAACUCAACAUCAAAAGGAAAUUUUAAAGGAACAGAGAAAUAACAACAUUUAUGGAGACACGCAAGACAUUGUGACAAACGAUACUCAAAUGUCACAAUUAAGCACGGAAACUCCUGUAAUGGAAUUGACGCCUUUACCAUUUUCUAAUAUUGGCGUUAGUUCUGCUGGGCCGAAGGAUAAGACAGAGUUUAGGAAAGAGGAAGUGAUUAAAGAUACGAAUGACACGGUUGAGAAAGAUGUAGAAGAUGAACAUAUGGAGAUUGAGAAAAAAGAUGAAUCGCAGAUAGUGAGUGAAAAUAGCGAAGAGGUCGAAGUCAUCGAAGAGGACGUCGUUACGGAUAUAUCGAGUAAACUAUCGAAUUCCUCUCCGACGAAAAGUAACGACUUAAGAAGCCGGAAACAAUCGUUCGAUGAAAAUGUAUCCGCUGACGGGAAAAUCGAUAAGUGCGCCGAAGUGGUUAAAGAACGUUCCAAUGUUCUUAGGUCGCCGAAUAUUAUGCAAAACGACGAAAAUAGAAGAAAAUCAAAUAGAGGUCGAAAGCGAAAAUUAAGUCUCGAUGCCAAUAUUGUAAAACAGAAGGAAGACAAAAUCGUACGCAAACGCCGAAUGACAAGAAAGAGUUCAUCGGAAAUACUUUCACAUAGCGAACCUAAAUUGUCUUCAUCUUUUACCGAUAAAAGAAAGAGGUCGAAAAGAGCAAGAACAAAAUUGGAUUUUAGCGGUAAUUCAAAGGAGAGUAGUUCUCCAUUUUUUGUUGAGGAAACUGAGGAUUCAGUUGCUGAGAACGAUACGUCAGUUGAGAAGAAAGAUGACGGCGUUCAAAUUGUUGAAGAUACUAUAGAUAGGGUCAUAACCGAAAAAUUAUUAGAAUCAAAGAAAUUAGUUAUCGAAUGUCAAGAUGAAUUAAAGGAAGCACAAUUUAAAAUCAAUAAAGCUCAAAGUCUUGUAGAUGAAGUUCCGAAUACGCCUAAGAACUUAAAAUGUACUAAAUUUCCUUUAGUAGCUCCGGACCCAAUAAAUAGUCCAUCACUGAAAGGUAAAACCGCCUUACAAGAAGUGGAAAAGGAAAAAAAUUCGGAAAAAGAUGAUUUGGACGAAGUAUCAAACGCUUCUGCUUCUAAAGCGAAUAAGAUUGAUUGCCAAAUUAAAAUGUUGCCAGUUAUAUCCGGAAGACAAAAACCUUUAACCGAAAGUCCAAUAAAGGCUAGAACUCAAUCUAACGAGUUGAAAAGAUUAGUUUUCUCUUCGCCCGUUCUCAAGAAAUUUGAAAGAACGAAACAGAUCAAUAGCUCUCCAACUUCUACCUCUGAUAUUAAUAUUGCUAUCACGUCUAAAGUAUCUCCAGGUAUCUUAAAACGAAAACCGUCAGUAAGCGUUGAGCCAUCACCAAAGCGUCGUCAUGUUCACUUUAACGAAACUAUAUCAACAAAAGACGCUAACGGAAGGGAAUGUAAUAGUCCUAUGAAUUUAUCAACUCAGAAUAGCGUUCCUGAACUAUCUCAGGCUUCCAAUUCUUCAUCAAUCGAUUCCGAAUCAUUAUCUCAAUUAAACCAAACCGAUCCGAUUUGUGGCGAUUUAAUCGAUUGUAACGAAGAUAUUGGUGAGAUAUUAUCCGCUGUUUGUACAUCGACAAACGCAAAAUUGGUAGUAAAUAACUGGAAGAAGGUUCAUGGAAUAAAGACAGUUGGAGAUUUAUCAAAGAAAAGCCAAAUAGAAGUAAAGAAUCUUAGUGGUAUUGCCGAACCUAAAGUGAAGCGUGUAAAGGAACAAUUGCAAAUUUUUAAGCAACAAUACGAGCGAAAACGGCAGAAAUUGAAAGAGAGAGAAACAAGAAUAUUAGCUCCCCUUGACAUGGAAGAUAGUCAAGACGCUGUUGCGCUGGAAUCAUCACCUAUAGCUAACAUAGAGAAUAUAGCUCAACAAGUUGAAAGAGUUAGAGAAGAAAUCCAUAGUAGAUUAGGUCAGUUCAGCCUCGAGCAGAGAUUGCAAGCGGCUGCUAGAUUACAGAAGGCGCAGCAAAGCUUAUCAGAACUUCAAAGUUGUUUGUUGCAGAAUUUAGUUGAGGAAAGUCGUAAGUAGUUUAGUGUUGUUUGCAUAAGAAAAAAAAUUCGUGUUUUGUAAUAUGCAUAACAAAUUUGGCGACGUAGGAGAAAACAGUUAUUAUAUCGUGGGAGCAGUCUGUUUUAACAGUAAAGGAAUAAAACUAUUUCGUUUAUGUAC